CUUUUGCAGAGAUGCUGUGAGAGAUGCAAGCGAAGAUGCAAGGCUGGCUUUCUCCCUCCCGCAGUCUCUAAAGGCAACAUUGGAAAAAGCAAGGAGAAAGGAGGAGGGCAUUGCAGGUUCUUAAAGUCUGCAGGGAGGAAGAAAAAGGGCUGCUCUUUUGCUGUCAAUCCAGCUUCUCCCGCCUCCUCCCAUCUCACUCCUGGCAUCCCAGCAAACGCCUGCAGGCUUCCGGCUCCCACUGUCUCCCAGCCAGGUGUAGAUGCUCAUGCAGCCACCAAGGGAGAGGCUAGUGGUUAGAGCUGAAGCUGGAUGGAUGGGUAUGGGGAAAGGGGCAAGAGCCAAAGCCCUGGGACUGAUCCAAACCUUCUUUGUGUCUCUCUGCGUCUUCUUCCCAACAGUGACAUCCGGGUGCAGAAUCAUGAAGUGCAAUUCUGAGUUCCUGGCAGCCACAUCAUCAGGGCCACACCACCUGGGUGCCGAGGACACCCCUGAGUUCUGCACCGCCCUCCGGGCCUACGCCCAUUGCACCCACCACACGGCCCGCACCUGCCGGGGGGACUUGUUCUACCACUCCGCCGUCCACGGCAUCGACGACCUCAUGGCCCAGCACAACUGCUCCAAGGAAGGGCCCACCUCCCCACCCCGGGUCCGACCCCUGCCCCGUGCCGAUAGCCAGGAGCGCUCUGACAGCCCUGAGAUCUGCCAUUAUGAGAGGAGCUUCCACAAGCACUCUCCACCUCCCAACUACACCCAUUGCGGGCUCUUCGGGGAUCCCCAUCUGAGGACUUUUUCGGACAGUUUCCAGACAUGUAAAAUCCCAGGGGCGUGGCCUCUCAUAGACAAUAGCUACCUAAACGUCCAGGUCACAAACACACCUGUCCGACCCGGUUCCAUGGCCACAGCCACCAGCAAGCUCACCAUCAUCUUCAAAAGCUUCCAGGAAUGUGUGGAACAGAAAGUCUACCAGGCGGAGAUGGAUGAACUCCCUGCUGCCUUCGCUGAUGGCUCAAAAAAUGGUGGUGACAAACACGGGGCCAACAGCUUGAAGAUUACUGAGAAAGUCUCUGGCCAGCACAUAGAGAUCCAGGCCAAGUACAUCGGCACCACCAUUGUGGUGAGGCAGGUGGGACGCUAUCUGACCUUCGCUGUGCGGAUGCCUGAGGAGGUGGUGGAAGCAGUAGAAGACGGAGACAACCAGGGCCUUUACCUCUGUCUCCGGGGCUGUCCGCUCAACCAGCAGAUAGACUUCCAGGCUUUCCAUUCCACCACCCAGAGCACGGAAAACUGGGCUCGGCGAAAAGGCCCCAGCCUUCCCUCUUCACCGGAGGCUUUCACCUAUGAGUCGGCCAUGAUUAAGUGCCGCGAGAAGCUCCCGGUGGAGGACUUGUACUUCCAGUCCUGCGUCUUUGACCUUCUGACGACAGGCGACGUCAACUUCACCCUUGCAGCUUACUAUGCUUUUGAAGAUGUCAAAAUGCUCCACUCCAGCAAGGACAAGUUGCAUUUGUAUGAAAGGACACAAGCGUUGGAGCCGGGCAACAUGGCCACUUCAGAACAUUUUACGUCUCCUCUUCUGUUGCUUUUUCUGGUGGUCUUGACAUGGUUGAGCCAGUGUCCAGCCCUGUCCCUAUAAACCCAACAUCACAGUAGACCUUUGAAGUCUGCAAAACCAAGGGACCAGCAGAUGAAAGUGUUGUGUUAGAUUAAGUCAGAGGCCGAGGCUUGCACACUGGAGUUUUGUUGCCCCCUUCUCUCCCUGCAGAAAACCCAACAUGUUGAAUGGCAUUUGGAACUUCAGGAGUACCGAUGUUCUCUCUUGACUGUUGAAUCUUCUCUACUAGAUUAGGAUCCCAAAGUAGCUCCCUUUCCCAGUUCCCUUCAUCCUGUUGCUCUCACUCCUAGCGCCUCCUUUCGUUGUGCUACGAGUGGUUUGUGGUGAUUGUGACAUUGGCAUUUGUGUAAAGUCAGAUAUUUUUGGAGGGCUAGCACCAGAGGAAAAAAAAUGGCUGGAGUGCAACUGAUGUCAAGAAAUACAGACAGACAUAAAGUAAGCAAAA
Molecule: messenger RNA, 2057 nt
Organism: Anolis sagrei ordinatus
Lineage: Eukaryota; Metazoa; Chordata; Lepidosauria; Squamata; Anolidae
Gene: RGMA
Product: repulsive guidance molecule BMP co-receptor a
Biological process (GO): BMP signaling pathway
Cellular component (GO): plasma membrane
Molecular function (GO): coreceptor activity
Source: RefSeq, a predicted model, not a curated record